Messenger RNA from Etheostoma cragini (Arkansas darter), 800 nucleotides. Its product is annotated as stonustoxin subunit beta-like. The record is from RefSeq and is a predicted model, not a curated record. The transcript is spliced from 4 exons. Gene Ontology annotation, molecular function: protein binding. NCBI's taxonomy places the organism in Eukaryota, Metazoa, Chordata, Actinopteri, Perciformes, Percidae. The annotation marks the transcript as partial.
UUUGGUCACAUCAAAUGUCUGCUGUCUGCCAGUCUGUCAGGCUGUCUGAUCACAGAGAAAGGCUGUACUUCUCUGGCCUCCAACCCCUCCCAUCUGAGAGUGCUGGACCUGAGCUACAAUCAUCCAGGAAAGGCAGGAGUGAAGCUGCUGUCUGCUAGACGGGAGGAUCCACACUGGAACACACUCAGGCUGGAACCUGGUGGAGAGCAGUGGCUGAAACCUGGUCUGAGGAAGUAUUCCUGUGAACUCUUCCUGGACCAGAACACGGUGCACAGGAACCUCAGACUGUCUGACAACAACAGGAAGGUGACACAAGUAGAGGAGGAUCAGCCAUAUCCUGAUCAUCCAGAGAGGUUUGAGACCUGGUCUCAGCUGCUGUGUAGAGAGGGUCUGACUGGUCGCUGUUACUGGGAGGUCGAGAGGAGCGGAGUGGUUGAGAUAUCAGUGAGUUACAGAAGAAUCAGGAGGAGAGGAAACAGAGAUGACUGUUGGUUUGGACGUAAUGAUCAGUCCUGGAGUCUGGUCUGCUAUUAUAGUCGUUACUCUGUCUGGCACAAUAACAGAGAAACAGUCCUCCCUGAGUCCUUCUCUGUCUCUGGUAGAAUAGCAGUGUAUGUGGACUGUCCUGCUGGCUCUCUGUCCUUCUACAGAGUCUCCUCUGACUUACUGAUCCACCUCCAUACCUUCAACACCUCAUUCACUGAACCUCUCUAUCCUGGGUUUGGGUUUGGGUUUGGUUCCUCAGUGUCUCUGUGUUCUUUGGAGGACAAGACCCCCUUUGAGCAAAUUCUGCACAAACA